AUGAUUUUGUGUACCGGAUUCAACGCGGCCCUAGAAGUAGAUGAAAGAGGUGCACCAGCAGGACCAGCUGGUACCGGUAAAACUGAAACUACAAAAGAUCUUGCUAAGGCCCUUGCUAUUCAAUGUGUGGUCUUCAAUUGUUCUGAAGGUUUGGACUUUAAAAUGAUGGGUCGUUUUUUUUCUGGAUUAGCCCAAUCCGGAGCUUGGUGUUGUUUCGAUGAGUUUAAUCGUAUCGAUAUUGAGGUUCUAUCAGUUAUUGCGCAGCAGCUGAUCACAAUUAGAAAUGCAAAAGCAGCAAAAGUAGCGAGAUUUAUGUUUGAAGGUCGAGAAAUUAAGCUAGUUCAACGAUGCGCUGCAUUUGUCACAAUGAACCCUGGUUAUGCAGGCCGAACUGAACUGCCAGACAAUCUAAAAGCCUUGUUUAGACCCAUAGCAAUGAUGGUGCCCGAUUACGCUUUAAUUGCCGAAGUAAUAUUAUAUUCGGAAGGUUUUGAAUCAUCUAAGAAAUUGUCCCAAAAAAUGGUACAAAUGUACAAAUUAUGUAGUGAACAACUAUCACAACAGGACCAUUACGAUUUUGGAAUGAGAGCAGUAAAAAGUGUUUUGGUUAUGGCAGGAUCUUUAAAAAGAGAUAAUCCUGAGAGAAAUGAAGAUGUGGUAUUAAUAUGUGCUCUCAGAGACAGUAACUUACCCAAAUUUCUGUCUGAUGAUGCAGUUUUGUUUAAGGUAAAUAUUUAA
Messenger RNA from Sitophilus oryzae (rice weevil), 738 nucleotides. RefSeq names its product dynein heavy chain 6, axonemal-like. The coding region runs from base 1 to 738 and encodes 245 amino acids. Gene Ontology annotation, cellular component: dynein complex. Gene Ontology annotation, biological process: microtubule-based movement. The transcript is spliced from 4 exons. Gene Ontology annotation, molecular function: dynein light intermediate chain binding; minus-end-directed microtubule motor activity; dynein intermediate chain binding. Lineage: Eukaryota; Metazoa; Arthropoda; Insecta; Coleoptera; Curculionidae. The record is from RefSeq and is a predicted model, not a curated record.